Aplosporella prunicola CBS 121167 is the source of this 2593-nucleotide messenger RNA. RefSeq lists its product as uncharacterized. Gene Ontology annotation, molecular function: ATP binding; ATP hydrolysis activity. The transcript has a single exon. The record is from RefSeq and is a predicted model, not a curated record. NCBI's taxonomy places the organism in Eukaryota, Fungi, Ascomycota, Dothideomycetes, Botryosphaeriales, Aplosporellaceae. Gene Ontology annotation, biological process: cellular response to heat. Gene Ontology annotation, cellular component: cytoplasm; mitochondrial matrix. The coding region runs from base 85 to 2469 and encodes 794 amino acids.
CGAAGCUUCCGGCGCGUGGCGCGCCUAGCUGUUAUAUCUCGCGCCUCCCUGCUCGCCCAUUGUCGCCAUCGUCGAAUUACAGCAAUGUUACCGUCCAGAGCAAGACUCGCCGCAAGGCGCCUUUCCGCCCCGCUAUGCGAGGCAUCCAUCUACCCUCGAGCUGCUCGACCACUAAUCACCUUGCCUUCACGCGUUGCGCUGAACUUCCCAGCGCUUUCUCAAUUUUCACCCCAUCUCCCCGCCGUCCGGUACUAUGCCAAUGGCCGUCCACAUCCUCCAGGCGGCACCCACCGCAUGAACAUGGGUGGCGGCGAAGAAAAGCCAGCUUUGGAAGAGUACGGAGUGGAUCUUACCGCGAGAGCGAAAGACGGAAAACUCGAUCCUGUCAUCGGUAGAGAUGCCGAGAUCCACCGCACUAUUCAAAUUCUAUCGCGGAGAACGAAAAACAACCCAGUACUCAUCGGGGCCGCGGGUACGGGUAAGACGGCGAUCCUUGAGGGCCUGGCACAGCGUAUUGUCAAAGGCGACGUGCCGGAGUCGAUCAAAGAGAAAAGAGUCGUCUCGCUAGACCUGGGACAGUUAAUUGCGGGUGCGAAGUUUCGUGGAGACUUUGAGGAGCGGCUGAAGAAGGUGUUGAAGGAGGUGGAAGAGGCCCAGGGCCGAGUAAUACUCUUCGUGGAUGAGCUUCACACCCUCCUUGGCCUUGGAAAAGCGGAAGGUAGCAUCGAUGCGAGCAACCUCCUCAAACCUGCACUGUCACGGGGAGAUCUUCAAUGCUGCGGUGCAACAACACUCGCCGAGUACCGCAUGAUUGAAAAGGACGUCGCACUGGCUCGCAGGUUCCAACCGGUUCUCGUCGGUGAACCAACCGUGCCGGACACCAUCUCCAUUCUACGGGGUAUCAAGGAAAGGUACGAAGUACACCACGGAGUUCGGAUUACGGAUGGUGCAUUAGUUGCGGCCGCUACUUACAGUAACCGUUAUAUUACGGAUCGCUUCCUUCCAGAUAAGGCUAUUGAUCUGGUUGAUGAAGCCGCCAGUGCGCUACGACUCCAACAGGAGAGUAAGCCGGACGCCAUUCAGGAACUGGACCGCCAAAUUAUGACAAUUCAGAUUGAGCUGGAAUCUCUACGCAAGGAAGACGAUGUUGCAAGCAGAGAGCGGCGAGAGAAGUUGGAAGAGAGUCUUCGCAAAAAGCAAGAGGAGGUCGGAACACUAAACGGGAAGUGGGAGAAUGAGCGUGCCGAGAUUCAACAGAUCAAGAACGUUAAGGAGAACCUGGAGAAAGCCAAAAUUGAGCUCGAGCAAGUUCAGCGCGAGGGUAACUUUGCCAAAGCCAGCGAGCUACGCUACUCAACCAUUCCAUCGCUCGAGCAACGCCUGCCAAAAGAUAGCACCGACAGUCCUGACAAAUCCGCGGAUAGCCUUCUUCACGACUCAGUCACUGCGGACGACAUUGCCGGAGUGGUCAGCCGAACUACCGGCAUUCCAGUCACCAAGCUCAUGGCGGGCGAAGUGGAAAAGCUCAUACAUAUGGAAGACACAUUACGGGAAUCCGUUAGGGGCCAAGACGAGGCCCUAACGGCCGUCGCCAAUGCUGUUCGAAUGCAGCGUGCGGGUCUUAGUGGAGAAAACCGCCCACUUGCUAGCUUCAUGUUCCUUGGACCCACGGGUGUCGGUAAGACAGAGCUUUGUAAGAAGAUGGCAAACUUCCUCUUUUCCACAGAGACUGCUGUCAUCCGUUUCGACAUGAGUGAAUUCCAAGAGAAACACACGAUUAGCAGGCUUAUCGGAAGCCCCGCUGGCUACGUCGGUUAUGAGGAUGCGGGCCAACUUACGGAAGCAGUUCGACGGAAGCCUUAUGCCGUUUUGCUUUUUGAUGAAUUCGAGAAGGCGCACCGCGACAUCUCUGCUCUCCUUUUACAGGUUCUUGACGAGGGCUUCCUUACAGACUCGCAAGGCCAUAAGAUCGACUUCCGCAAUACCAUCAUAGUGCUCACCUCCAACUUAGGCGCCGACAUAAUCGUAGGAGAUGACGUCCUCCAUACGCACCAGAUCGACAAGAAGAGCGGAGAAAUCAGCCCGGCCAUUAAGAAAAGCGUUAUGGAUACGGUUGCACUAAACUACCCGCCUGAAUUCCUCAAUCGUAUCGACGAAUUCAUUAUCUUCCGGCGUCUGCCUCGGGAUGCGCUCAGGGAUAUUGUCGAUAUCAGACUGAAAGAGCUACAGACGAGAUUGGACGACAGGAGGAUCAAGCUCAGAGUAGACGAUAAAACCAAAGAAUGGCUUUGCGAACGGGGCUAUGACCCACGGUUUGGAGCAAGACCACUCAACCGGCUCAUUUCCAAGGAAGUGGGCAAUAGUCUUGCGGACAAGAUCAUCCGAGGAGAGCUCAGGAGCGGCAGCACGGCCCGGGUGGGCAUUAAGGAGGACGGUAAUGGUUUGUACGUCGAGACGGCCGAGAUGUGAGGUGAGUGCAGAGAGAGAAAUGUUCAUGACAUGAUGAUCUUAAACGUUUUGUACAAAAUUGGGAUUUAUGUACAGGAAGUAUGUAAAUAUAUCAUAGUUACCUAUAAUGCGAGAGCGAGAGGUG